Molecule: messenger RNA, 1638 nt
Organism: Lasiodiplodia theobromae
Lineage: Eukaryota; Fungi; Ascomycota; Dothideomycetes; Botryosphaeriales; Botryosphaeriaceae
Product: Siderophore transporter, RhtX/FptX family
Exons: 4
Coding region: 1-1638 (545 amino acids)
Biological process (GO): transmembrane transport
Molecular function (GO): transmembrane transporter activity
Source: RefSeq, a predicted model, not a curated record
AUGGCUGAACCGCGGAACACCAGCGCUACCGAGGAGCGUCGCGAUGGAGCUUCAUCAGACCUCGAGAAGCAGCAAAUCCCAAGCUCGGGCGUCGCCAGCGAGUCUGGUGAGAGCGAUGCGCAAGUCACGGAGAAGCCUGGCGCUCGCGUGGGCCUGACUUUGACGCAGUUCUGGAUUGUCAUCGUGGCGUUGAACAUGGGCAUGCUGCUCACCGCUCUCGAUUUCAACAUCGUGGCAACGGCUGUGCCCAUCAUCUCGUCGGAUUUCAAGGAAUACAGCAAUUCAUCAUGGCUCGGCACGGGAUUCCUCAUCUCAUUCGCUCUCGUUCUUCCCAUCUACUCGAAGCUCGGCGACAUGUUUGGUCGUAAGAACAUGUUCCUGCUCGGCACCCUCAUCUUCACCCUCGGCAGCGGCUUGUGCGGUGGCUCGAGCAGCAUGUCGAUGCUGAUCGCAUCCAGAUUGAUUCAAGGAAUUGGCGCUGGCGGCAUCUACGGGCUAGUGAAUGUCAUUGUGACGGAUCUGGUUCCACUCCGAGAAGUCGGCAAGUACCUGGCCCUUGCAGGCUUGGUGUGGGCAAUUGCGGACGUGGCGGGUCCUUUGCUCGGUGGCGCCUUUUCCCAAUACGUGAGCUGGCGCUGGUGCUUCUACAUCAACCUCUGCAUCGCCCCCGUCACCUUCGUCGUCAUCUUCAUUGUCCUGAAGCUCCCGGCCCCCAAACUAGACUUCAAGAAGCUCAAAAACUACGACUACCUCGGCACGCUCACUCUCUGCGGCGGCACGACCUGCCUGCUCCUCGGUCUCUCCUGGGGCGGCAACAACUUCCCGUGGAGCGACAGCCGCGUCAUCGGCUGCCUCGUCGGCGGGCCCGCGCUGCUUGCCGCCUUCGUCGUCGUCGAGCACUACGCCAAGGACCCGCUCAUCUUCCCCAGCAUGCUGCGCAGCCGCACCAUCAUCGCCAUCCUCGUGGCCGAGUUCUUCUACGGCGCCAACCUGCUCGGCCUCAUGUACUACGUGCCGCAGUUCUUCCAGCUCGUCUUCGGCGACUCGGCCACGCUGUCGGGCGUCGGCCUGCUGCCCAUGAUGCUGGGGCUGGCCAUCGGCAACCCCAUCGCCGCCGUCGUCACGUCCAAGUUCGGCAUCUCGCUGUACAACGCCGUGGCGGGCGCCGGGCUCGAGAUCCUGGCCAGCGGAUUGAUGACGCGCUGGAACGAGGGCACGUCGCGCGCCGAGGCCGUCAUCGUGCUGAUCAUCCUCGGUAUCGGCCAGGGCGCCGUCAUGUCCGGCUUGCUGCUGUCAUCUCAAGUCGCUGUGCCGCCCAUGCAGAUUGGCAUCGUCACCGGCCUCGUCAUCUUCAUGCAGACCAUCGGCGACAUCUUCGGCAUCGCCAUGUUCGCCGCCGCCUACGUCAACGAGCUGUCGGCCUCGCUCGCGCGCCUCGAUCUGACCCAGGAGCAGAUCACCCUCGUGCUGACUGAUGUGCAGGAGGUCAAGCACUUCGAGUCGGCCGACUUGAAGCAUGAGGUCGUCGAGGUCUAUGCCGAUUCCAUGCGAAACGGCUGGUGGUUGAUGUUUGCCUGCGCGUGCAUGAUCUUCGUGGCGUCUCUGUGCUCGAGGCAGCACAAGUUCGGCGCCAAGUGA